Myripristis murdjan (pinecone soldierfish) is the source of this 1943-nucleotide messenger RNA. Its product is annotated as verrucotoxin subunit beta-like. Gene Ontology annotation, molecular function: protein binding. The transcript is spliced from 6 exons. NCBI's taxonomy places the organism in Eukaryota, Metazoa, Chordata, Actinopteri, Holocentriformes, Holocentridae. Bases 99 to 1943 code for a protein of 614 amino acids. The record is from RefSeq and is a predicted model, not a curated record.
AGUCGUUUUCCUCCUGUGGGUAAACAUUGUCUCUCUGAGGAAACACCACCUUGUCACUCUCAUCAUUAUUUCUCCAUGUUUUCAGUCGACGCUGAGCAAUGGAACCUGAAGGCCUCAAGACGAUAAAGAUGGCAGCGCUCGGUCGUCCGUUCAGCCUCGGGAUGCUGUACGACUGUCGCCAAGACUCCCUGAUCCCUGGCAUGACAUUGUGGGGCCCUGACGCCCUGGAGAAGGAUGCACGAGAAAGACCCCAACCCAACAGUGAAUUUGAGAUAGUUGCAUCUGAAUCACUUGAGGACAAAUCUUCAGCAUUAAAUGUCCAAGCAUCCCUGAAGGCAAGUUUCUUGGCUGGACUAGUAGAGGUUGGGGGGUCUGCCAAAUACCUAAAUGACAGUAAGAUUUCCAAAAAUCAGGCCAGAGUGACACUCAAAUACAAAACUACAACCAAGUUCCAGGAGCUGUCAAUGAACCAUCUUGGAAGAGACAAUGUGAAGCAUCCGUAUGUUUUUGAUAAAGGAAUAGCAACACAUGUAGUCAUAGGUAUCCUUUAUGGGGCACAAGCCUUCUUUGUAUUUGACCGUGAGGUCUCUGAAAAUGAGAAUUAUCAAGACAUUGAGGGCAAUCUGAAGGUGAUGAUUGAGCAGAUUCCAGGCCUUGUAGUACAAGGUCAAGAUUCCCUGCAAAUGACAGAAACAGAUACUGCAAAUGUUCAAAACUUCUCCUGCAAAUUCCACGGUGACUUUAACCUUCAGAGGAAUCCUGUGUCCUUUCAGGAUGCAAUACAAGUCUACCAGAGUCUUCCAAAAUUACUUGGAGCAAAUGGAGAAAAUGCCGUGCCAGUGAAGGUCUGGCUGAUGCCCCUGAAAAUUUUAGAUUCUUCUGCAGCUCAACUUGUCCGUCAGAUAAGUAUUAGAUCAGUGAUGGAGGCACAGAGCUUCCUGGAGGACUUCAAUGAGCUGGAAAUGAGGUGCAAUGAUGCAAUGAAAAACAGCACAACCCAACAAUUCCCACAGAUUGGGAAAAAACUAAAAACCUUUAAAGAAUUGCUCUCUGAGUACAAGCUGGAAUUCCAGAGGACCCUGGCAAAGAAACUUCCAUCAAUCCGGGGAGGAGGGGAAGAGGAGGCUUUGCUUGCAGAGGUGUUGAAAAAGAGACAUUUUUCUCCAUUCAGCAGCAAAAACCUGAGCGUAGCAAAUGAGAAGAAGAAAGGUGCAAGCAUCCACCUUUACAAAGAAGGCUCUUUGGUCAGUGAGAACUUUGAACCUCCUUCAAAGCCUGAAAAACCAGCAGUAAGUGACACAACCCACAACAGUGUGACAGUGAAGAUUUCCCCACCAGGAUUCGGAGCAGAAAACAUCACCCACUACUCUGUUGAGUACUGUGUCAGUGGAGAAGAUGACUGGCAGCAAAUGACAGUAUUGACAGCUGGAGAAGUCACAGUGUCCAGUCUGGCUCCUAACACAGAGUACUUGUUCAGAUGCAGAGCAGUGUGCUCAGUUGGAAAAGGGCCAGCUAGUGAUGUCAGUGGUCCCAUUACAACCUUACCCACUAGUCCUCCUGGGAAACUGCAAGCUGACCCAAUUUCAAAUGAGCUGUCAGUUAGCUGGGAGAAACCUGCUGAGAAUGGCAAAGGUGUCAACAUUUUGAGCUACAUUGUAGAGUAUGCAAAAACAGCUCCUGGUGUGAAACAUGAAGACCUUGAAUGGAACCAAAUGGUUUCACAAGUUGAGGAGGCUAUCAUAUCUGGGCUUCAGCCAGAGACAGAGUACGCUGUCAGGGCCUCUUUCCCAGGGCCAAAAUUAUCAUAUCACUAUGUGUUUGAUUCAGUGCUCAAACUUUUUGAUGAAGAUGUGGCAGAGAACAUCAGGAUUCUGGUGACAUCUGCAGAUGAUGAGCUGCCACCAGUUCUCAAGUAUGAGGAGUACCACAAGGAUAAUUUUUAG